AUGAAACAUAACAAAUCAACUAUGACGAAACAAUUUGAAGUACUUUAUACACGCCAAAAAACCCAGAAGACAAAAACAUGGCAUGACGGAUUAGUGGUAAUAGACAAUGUUAAAGGUAUUAACCGAAUUUCUUUGUAUAAAACUGAUGAAAAUGGGUGCAGGGGAGAUGUUGUGGAAUCUUUUUCUUCACAUAUUCAGGAAAUUAAUGUUUCAAAAAUUGGCUUUCCAAGCCAUCUAAUACAACUUGUAGAGAAAGAAGAAGCAAAAGUAAAGAUAGGGACAGAUGAGGCAGUUACAUCAUCAAUUACGAAUAAGACUCUUCAAAAAUCAUUGGAAGACCAUGAUGAUCACAUCAGAAGUUCAGUCAUUAAAAAAAACCUUGUAAGGCCCUUUAAGGCUCCUUUACUAAAGGUAAAUGUUGAUAUUCCCAAGCCGGUACAAGUUAAGGCUUCAAAGAAGAUCUCUAAGAUGAUUUCAUUGAACAAGAUUUCCAGUAAGCAAGGCAUUGUAAAAGCAAUAGAAAAAAUCUACACAUUGUGCAAUUAA
Messenger RNA from Cryptosporidium ubiquitum, 546 nucleotides. Its product is annotated as ABC-transporter. The record is from RefSeq and is a predicted model, not a curated record. The coding region runs from base 1 to 546 and encodes 181 amino acids. The transcript has a single exon. NCBI's taxonomy places the organism in Eukaryota, Apicomplexa, Conoidasida, Eucoccidiorida, Cryptosporidiidae.